AUGUCGCAUUCAAGCCACUCAGAUCCUGAGAAGGUUAUCGACGAGAAGGCCCCUCCAGCUGGCGGAGCCACUCAACUUGAACAUGUUAACAAUGUUGAUGAUGUGAAAGGCGUAAAGAAAGUCGUUGAAGUUCGAAACGCAGCCUACGUGGCUGCGACAACACAGUCCCGACUCGAUCCUUGGUCUCGCGACUCUCUCUUCCUUUACUGGUGCUGUUUCGUAUCUUUCCUAUGUUCUUGCGCCAACGGUUACGAUGGUUCACUUAUGACUGCGAUUAACGCCAUGGAGUACUACCAACAUAAGUUUAGCUCGGGAACCCUUGGUUCCACUACCGGUAUCAUCUUUGCUAUCUACACAGUUGGUGGUUUGGUUGCUCCAUGGUUCGCGGGUCCCAUCACCGAUCGCUUUGGGCGUCGUGGUGGUAUGUUUACCGGUGCGCUUAUUAUUUGCGUUGGUACUGCUAUCAUCGCCUCUUCCAACGUGAAGGGCCAAUUUAUUGCUGGCCGCUUCGUUCUCGGUUUCGGCGUUGCCAUCUUAACGACUGCCGCCCCCUCUUAUUGUAUUGAGAUUUGCCCUCCUCAAUGGCGUGGUCGUAUGACUGGCUUUUACAACUGCGGAUGGUUCGGAGGAUCUAUUCCCGCUGCUGGUAUCACUCUCGGCACAAGCAAGAUUAAGUCCGACCUCUCUUGGCGCUUGCCUCUGAUUUUCCAGGCCGUCCCCUCCGUAGUCGUUAUCCUUGCUGUUUGGUUCCUUCCAGAAUCUCCCCGUUGGCUCAUGGCCAACGAACGUGAUGAAGAGGCACGCGCCUUCCUCGUCCGUUACCACGGUGGAGGGGAUGCCAACAGCCCACUAGUCGAACUUGAAUGGCAUGAAUUUAAGGAAGGCAUCGAGGUUGAUGGUGCUGACAAGCGCUGGUGGGACUAUUCUGCCCUCUUCAAGACUCGUUCUGCACGUUGGCGUUCUCUCAUGGUUUUGCUCAUGGGUGUCUUCGGUCAAUUCUCCGGUAACGGCCUCGGAUAUUUCAACACCGAAAUCUAUGGUGCCGUUGGUUACGACAACUAUAUGCAGUUCGUGCUCAACUUGGCAAACUCGUUCUGCUCUGCUUUUGGAGCAGGAUGUGGCGUGGCACUAGCUGACAAGAUGCCUCGUCGCAAGGUCCUCGUUAUUGGAACAGUUGUUUGUUCAGUGAUGCUUGCCAUCAACGGUGGCCUCUCUGCCAAGUGGGCACAGACCCCUGAGGACCAGAAGAACUUGAACGUCGGAAGAGGCGCUGUUGCUGCCUUCUUCUGGUUCAACAUUAUCUAUUCGUUCGCCUACACCCCACUCCAGGCGCUCUACCCAGUCGAGUGUCUCCACACCAAUGCACGUGCCAAGGGUAUGGCUAUGUAUGCGUUCGUCGUUGGUGCUAUUUCUUUCAUCAACUUGUACGCCGGCCCCAUCGCUCUUGAGAACAUCAAACACAACUACAUCUUCAUUUUCGUCGGAUGGGAUCUGAUUGAAGCCACGCUCUGGUACUUCCUUUGCGUCGAGACUGUCGGCCGAACUCUUGAAGAGCUGGAGGAAAUCUUCAACACAAGCUACCCCGUGGCUGCCUCCACUCGCAAGAACAAGGUUGCCGUCAAAGAUUCUGGUGCCGUUGCCGUUGUCGAUCAAACCUACUAA
Rhizoctonia solani is the source of this 1662-nucleotide messenger RNA. Its product is annotated as Sugar (and other) transporter. NCBI's taxonomy places the organism in Eukaryota, Fungi, Basidiomycota, Agaricomycetes, Cantharellales, Ceratobasidiaceae. The transcript has 5 exons. Gene Ontology annotation, biological process: transmembrane transport; carbohydrate transport. Gene Ontology annotation, molecular function: carbohydrate:proton symporter activity. The record is from RefSeq and is a predicted model, not a curated record. Gene Ontology annotation, cellular component: membrane. The coding region runs from base 1 to 1662 and encodes 553 amino acids.